Otolemur garnettii (small-eared galago) is the source of this 3004-nucleotide messenger RNA. RefSeq names its product xenotropic and polytropic retrovirus receptor 1 (gene XPR1). Gene Ontology annotation, biological process: phosphate ion transport; cellular response to phosphate starvation. The record is from RefSeq and is a predicted model, not a curated record. Gene Ontology annotation, cellular component: plasma membrane; Golgi apparatus; cytoplasm. The transcript has 15 exons. Bases 205 to 2298 code for a protein of 697 amino acids. Gene Ontology annotation, molecular function: inositol hexakisphosphate binding. NCBI's taxonomy places the organism in Eukaryota, Metazoa, Chordata, Mammalia, Primates, Galagidae.
GCGGGGCAGGGCGGGGCUAUGGAGAGGAGGAGGAAGAUGGCGGGCGGGCGGCUCUGAGGGGAUCUCGGCGGCGGCGGAGGAGGAGAGAAGCGCAGCGCCGCGACGCGCCUGGGCCCAUGUGGGGAGGAGUCGGAGUCGCUGUUGCCGCCGCCGCCGCUGCCUGUAGCUGCUGGACCCGAGUGGGAGUGAGAGGGAAGCGGCAGGAUGAAGUUCGCCGAGCACCUAUCCGCGCACAUCACUCCCGAGUGGAGGAAGCAAUACAUCCAGUAUGAGGCUUUCAAGGAUAUGCUGUAUUCAGCUCAGGACCAAGCACCUUCUGUAGAAGUUACGGAUGAGGACACAGUAAAGAGGUAUUUUGCCAAGUUUGAAGAAAAAUUUUUCCAAACCUGUGAAAAGGAACUUGCCAAAAUCAACACAUUUUAUUCAGAGAAGCUUGCAGAGGCUCAGCGCAGGUUUGCUACACUUCAGAAUGAGCUUCAGUCAUCGCUGGACGCGCAGAAAGAAAGCACUGGUGUUACCACGCUGCGACAACGCAGAAAGCCGGUCUUCCACUUGUCCCACGAGGAACGUGUCCAACAUAGGAACAUUAAAGACCUUAAACUGGCCUUCAGCGAGUUCUACCUCAGUCUUAUCCUGCUGCAGAACUAUCAGAAUCUGAAUUUUACAGGGUUUCGCAAAAUCCUUAAGAAGCAUGACAAGAUCCUGGAAACAUCUCGUGGAGCAGAUUGGCGAGUGGCUCAUGUGGAAGUGGCCCCAUUUUAUACAUGCAAGAAAAUCAACCAGCUCAUCUCUGAAACUGAGGCUGUAGUGACCAAUGAACUUGAAGAUGGUGACAGACAAAAGGCUAUGAAGCGUUUACGUGUCCCCCCUUUGGGAGCUGCUCAGCCUGCACCAGCAUGGACUACUUUUAGAGUUGGCCUAUUUUGUGGAAUAUUCAUUGUACUGAACAUCACCCUUGUGCUUGCCGCUGUAUUUAAAUUUGAAGAAACUAGAAUUAUAUGGCCCUUGAUAAGAAUCUAUCGGGGUGGCUUUCUUCUGAUUGAAUUCCUUUUUCUAUUGGGCAUCAAUACGUAUGGUUGGAGACAGGCUGGAGUAAAUCAUGUGCUCAUCUUUGAACUUAAUCCGAGAAGCAAUUUGUCUCAUCAGCAUCUCUUUGAGAUUGCUGGAUUCCUCGGGAUAUUGUGGUGCCUGAGCCUUCUGGCAUGCUUUUUUGCUCCAAUUAGUGUCAUACCCACAUAUGUGUAUCCACUUGCCCUUUAUGGAUUUAUGGUUUUCUUUCUUAUCAACCCCACCAAAACUUUCUAUUAUAAAUCCCGGUUUUGGCUGCUUAAACUGCUGUUUCGAGUAUUUACAGCCCCCUUCCAUAAGGUAGGCUUUGCUGAUUUCUGGCUGGCUGAUCAGCUGAACAGCCUGUCAGUGAUACUGAUGGACCUGGAAUAUAUGAUCUGCUUCUACAGUUUGGAACUCAAAUGGGAUGAAAAUAAGGGCCUGUUGCCAAAUGAUUUAGAAGAAGAACCAGGAAUUUGCUACAAGUACACAUAUGGUGUGCGGGCCAUUGUUCAGUGCAUUCCUGCUUGGCUUCGCUUCAUCCAGUGCCUGCGCAGAUACCGAGACACAAAAAGGGCCUUUCCUCAUUUAGUUAAUGCGGGCAAAUACUCCACAACUUUCUUCACAGUGACAUUCGCAGCCCUUUACUACACUCACAAAGAACGAGGCCACUCAGACACCAUCGUGUUCUUUUACCUGUGGAUCAUCUUUUGUGUCAUCAGUUCCUGCUAUACCCUCAUUUGGGAUCUGAAAAUGGACUGGGGUCUGUUUGAUAAGAAUGCUGGAGAAAACACUUUCCUCCGGGAAGAGAUUGUAUACCCACAAAAAGCUUACUACUACUGUGCCAUAAUAGAGGAUGUGAUACUGCGCUUUGCUUGGACUAUCCAAAUCUCCAUUACCACUACAACUUCGAUGGCUCAUUCUGGGGAUAUCAUUGGUACUGUCCUUGCUCCCCUUGAGGUUUUCCGGCGAUUUGUGUGGAACUUCUUUCGCCUGGAAAAUGAACAUCUGAAUAACUGUGGUGAAUUCCGUGCUGUGCGGGACAUCUCUGUGGCCCCUCUGAAUGCAGAUGAUCAGACACUCCUAGAGCAGAUGAUGGACCAGGAAGAUGGGGUACGAAAUCGCCAGAAAAAUCGAUCAUGGAAAUACAGCCAGACCAUAUCCCUGCGCCGGCCUCGCCUCGCUUCUCAAUCCAAGGCUCGCGACACUAAGGUAUUGAUAGAAGAUACAGAUGACGAAGCUAACACUUGAAUUCUCUGAAGUCUAAAUUAACAUCAUUGGUUUUCCUACUCUACAGUUCUGUUCUUGACCAACGCAACCUCUAGUACCUUUCCAGCUGAAAACAGGAGAAAACACGUAACACAUUUUCCGAGCUCUUCCAGAUCGGAUCCUAUGGACUCCAAACAAGCUCACUGUGUUUCUUUUCUUUUCUUCUGGUUUAAUUUUAAUUUUCUAUUUUUAAAACAAUAUUUACUUCAUUUUGCCAAUCAGAGGAUGUUUUAAGGAACAAAAACAUAGUAUCUUACGGAUUGUUUACAAUCACAAGGACACAGAUACCUAUCAGGAUGAAGAACAGGCAUUGCAGGGACCCUGUGAUGGGAUGGUUCCGAGACUGCUUGGUUUCUGCUGGGCCCGGUUUUGACUGGUUGAAACCGGACAUUGGUUUUUAAAUUUUUUGUCAGUUUAUGUGGAGAAUUUUUUCCUUUCCUUCAUAUCCAGCGCAAAGGCACUGGCUGCACUUGCAGGAAAAGUGCAACUUAGAGCAGUACCUUCAUUCAUGAAGCUACUUUUUAAUUUGAUGUAACUUUUCUUAUUUUAGGGGGGUGGCUGGGUGGGUGGGGAAUAUGAUGUAUUUGUUACAUAUAGUUUUCUCAUUAUUUAUGAAACUUAACCAUAAGAGAAUGAUAUAAUUCCUGUGCAAUGAAGGUGGUAUCAGUGAAAGAAGACAGGGGAAACU